AAACAGCAACCCAUAUAUGCUAUAACUCUCUCUCUCUCUCUCUCUCUCCCUCCAUUGGAGAAGCCCGACAACCAAUAAAGAAACAUAGACAUUUUCAAUCAUGGAAGAGUCAGAUUUACCAGGAUCACACCCAAAUGAACAAAACCAGCAACCAACAAGAACACCUAAGUUGUGGUUCUCCUCCUCCACUAGCGUCCACGUUACAGCACUAGACGGCAUAGUGAACGUCAACGCCCUCUUCACCGUCGCCGUCUUCAUCGGACUCAGUCUCACCCCAAAUUCAUCAGACCAAAACAGACAAAGCAACAACAACAAAUCACCGUGCAUUCCUGACAAUGAAGCGGCCAGGAAUCUUGUCGUCUAUGAUGUCGUCUCCUUCAGCUUCUUCCUCUUCUCAUCUGUCAUCGCUCAGGGUCUCAAGCUCACCAUCAACAUAUUGAACAGCAACGAGGUUGAAGAGCACGUUAAGGCUAACAUUAACCUCGGACUACUCAAGGUUGGGAUGUUGAGCGCGGCGAUUGGGUCGGUGAUGGGGUGCUUGUUCUUGAUGCUUGCAAUGGUUAGUAUCAUCGAGAUCAAGUUAGGGUCAUUCUCUUGCGGUGGCAAGACGGUUUAUUCGGUGGCGACGUUGAUUACAUUGGUGGCCAUUUCACUUUCUGCAUAUAUAUCCACCGCUGUAUAUGCUUUUAUCAAUUGA
Messenger RNA from Ilex paraguariensis (yerba mate), 697 nucleotides. Lineage: Eukaryota; Viridiplantae; Streptophyta; Magnoliopsida; Aquifoliales; Aquifoliaceae. The record is from the annotation of a GenBank genome assembly.